UCUUUGGAGCACAAGAAACUGAACAAGAACCAUUUGAUGAGCAGCUGUUCCAGAUGACUGGAAAAUACCUUUUUAAGAUCAGAGAAGAGAACAGACUUCCCCAAGUGUCUGUGCAAAAGGUGGCACAAGCUACAUCAGAGUUACUCACAGUUGCUAUGAAAGGACUUAAAAGGAAGGUGGAUGAAAUUCUAACUGAUCAUAACGUAGGUCAACUGCAUGAAAUUGACGAGGCAUUUGAAGAUUGUGUUACUCCUUUUCAACAUCUUAAAACAACCUGGAUGUUAUCUCAGUUUCAAGAUAAAAUGGAUUCUUAUGUGGAGCCAAAGAGGAUCAUCCUAAACAGUACUAGAGUGUACAAAAAAGUGAAAAACAAGUACAAGUGUAUGGAAGUUGAAAAAGACUUUUAUUAUGUCAGUAUACUGAAAACCUUGCAAGAGCAACUUCAAUUCAAGGACAUUCUUCAAAUGGUUUUUUCAAACAGUGCAUCAUGUUUACAAAAUAAUGAGUAUUUAGAGGAUUUUGAUCAAGGUCUUUUAGUUAAAAAAAUGCAUCCCUUAUUUUCAUAUGAUGACUCUGCCCUUAAGCUUUUGAUAUAUUAUGAUGAUGUGAACAUAGUCAAUCCCAUGACGAACAAGGCGCAUCAACUUGGUUUCUUUUAUUAACAAUUAGCAAACAUAAAACCCGAGUAUAGGGCAAAAACUAAAAUCAAUACACAUCUUUGCUAUUUGCAAAAAAAAAAUACAUCAAGGAAUUUGGUUUGAACGAAGUGCUUGAGCCAUUAGUCAAUGACCUAAAAGUACUUGGCUCUGAUAACGGUUACGACUUUGAAAUAAGAGCAGGAACCGUCAAGCUACAAGUAAAUAAUAGGGCAAAACUUUUAGAAGCACCUUACUUUGAUAUCUCAAAGCAGGCACCCCAAGACAUCAUGCAUGUUUUUCUUGAAGGCCUUUUGAGUUAUGAACUGAAAUUUUUUUUCGAGCAUCUUUUUGAAAACACCCAAUUAACAUUGAAUGCCUUAAAUUAUAAGAUAGACAACUUUGCAUAUGGAUAUUCAGAAAUCAAAGAUAAGCCAGCUCCUAUUCAAUUGACAGAUCUAGAGUUCAAAUCAAGCACCAACCUUGGACAAACUGCAAGCCAAAUGUGGCAGUUUGCAAAAAUUCUUCCUUUGAUCUUGUUUGGUGUAGUAGACAGUGAUGACCCAAAAUGGAUGAACAUCAUGUCUCUUCUCGAAAUUAUGGGCAUUUGUUUUGCCCAUAAGAUAAGCUAUUCCUCUGUCAUCACUCUAAAAAGAUUAAUCAAGGAGCAUUUAAUGUCAUUUAAAAUGAUAUAUCCCAAUGCAAGGAUAACACCAAAGCAACAUUAUUUAGUGCACUUACCAACACAAAUAUUAAUGUUGGGACCACUGAUAAGAAGUUGGUGCAUGAGAUUUGAAGGCAAACAUUCUUACUUCAAAGACAUGGCACGCAAGAUCAAAAACUUCAAGAACUUACCUUUAUCUUUGGCUGUAAGACAUCAAACUAUGGAAAGUGUAAGUGCUAUUCAUCUUGACCAAGAGAUCAAUGACAACAGUCCAUUAUCAUGUGAGUUCCAUACCAAGCUUGGACAUGGAAAACUGUUAGAAGGCCAUGAUAAAGACUAUGCAAGGAAUUUGAUAAGAACAUUCUAUGAAAUACCAAAUUCAGAAGGUGUGAAAGAUGUCCUUUAGUGCAAUUCCAUAACUUUUUGUGGUACCCUUUAGAAAGUUGGUCAAAAUAAUUUCAUCAUUAUUGGUUUUGAUGAUCUUGGAUUUCCACAGUUUGGAAGACUGACAAAAAUAUGGCUGCUACCUCAUGAAUUUAACAAGCCAUUCUUUGUUGUUACGGCAUUGGAAACUGUGUCAUUUUUUGAAAAGCUCAAUGCCUACAAGAUAGAAGAGCCUGGAACUGCUCAAGGCUACGUUGUUAUUGCUCAUAGCAAACUACCAUAUUACAAAGUGUUUCACGCACAUACGGGAAAUGAUGCAUCAUUCAUUGUGGUCAUGGAACUUUAGAAGUACUUA
This is a messenger RNA of Actinia tenebrosa (Australian red waratah sea anemone), 2038 nucleotides long. RefSeq lists its product as uncharacterized. The record is from RefSeq and is a predicted model, not a curated record. Lineage: Eukaryota; Metazoa; Cnidaria; Anthozoa; Actiniaria; Actiniidae.